AUGAAAGUCCUCAUUCUUGGCCUGCCUCGAACCGGCACUCAAUCGCUCGCGGAUGCUCUCAUCCAGCUUGGCAUCUCUCCUAUCUACCAUAUGCGCGAAGUGGGCAAGAACAAACAUCAGGCCCUCUGGAUAGAGGCCAUAAAUGCCAAGUUUGACCCCGCGCAGGAGUCAUGGAACAGGGAUCAAUUUGAGCAGAUAUUGGCGGGUUUUGAGGGCGUAUCUGAUUAUCCCGCGGCCAUCUUCCCCGAAGAACUGGUUGCCGCUUAUCCGGAAGCACCGAUCAUUCUCACCACCCGAUCCGAAGACGCCUGGUAUGCGUCUAUGGAGUCCACGCUCAUUCAUAUGCAGUCCAAGCGGCCGGCCGAUGACCCGUCACCCAUGGCCGCCCUCUCACGUCUAUACACCGAGAAGUGCUGGGGAACUGAUUUCGAGGCAACCGGACGAACCUUCUUUCACGAGCAUAAUGAUACUGUGAGAGCACUAGGCAAGGGCCGGAAGUUUCUAGAGUGGCAAGCUAAAGAAGGAUGGGCGCCGGUGUGUGAAUUCCUGGGAUAUCCAGUCCCCGGCACACCUUUCCCCAGAAGUGACGAUUGGGUUGAAUACAAGAAGAUGGUCGAGAAAGAGAAAGCCCAGAAUAAGUCAUGA
Molecule: messenger RNA, 645 nt
Organism: Phaeoacremonium minimum UCRPA7
Lineage: Eukaryota; Fungi; Ascomycota; Sordariomycetes; Togniniales; Togniniaceae
Product: putative nad dependent epimerase protein
Exons: 3
Coding region: 1-645 (214 amino acids)
Source: RefSeq, a predicted model, not a curated record